Molecule: messenger RNA, 819 nt
Organism: Cetraspora pellucida
Lineage: Eukaryota; Fungi; Glomeromycota; Glomeromycetes; Diversisporales; Gigasporaceae
Source: the annotation of a GenBank genome assembly
AUGAAUCAAAUUGUGGUUAUUUUAGGCCUUUGUCUACUAUUAGGCAUUUCACUUUUCAGUUUUCCCAAAGACUUUGGUAAUGUACCUCAGCAAGAAAUUUCGCGCCUUACAGGAUACAAAGCAUGGCAUCCCAAAGUAAUCGGUUACAGUUCACAAAUGUCCGAUGCGAUGAUUUUUCUCACUUUACUUACAACGGGUGCUGCCUCAUAUCUGUCCAUAAAAUGGACUGAAAAACUUCCUCUUAACAAAAAGUAUAUUUCGUACUUUAUCAAAGAUGGUGACAAAGUACCCACAAUAGCAUUUGACCGAAUUAUUGCAUAUUACGUUACAAUAACUUUUAUUGCAGUGGUUGCUUAUGUGAUAUUUGAUGUCGGUAAAUUAUGGUCUGCAACUGGUGUUUUGCAUAAUGUAUUUGAAAUUGCGGUUAUGUUGUCAUUACAUUACGGUGGUAAACUCGAGUCGCAUGUAGCAUUUAUUUGGAUGGGUGUUUACGUUUUUUUAGUUAUUUCCCUGAAUUUAUGGCUCGAAUGGCCACAGGAUGCAAGUUGGUUCAAAUUUCAAGGUCUUUGUCUCGACUACUCAUUGAUCGUAGUAUUCGUACGGUUGUAUUUUACAACCCUUAAAAAGAUCCGCGAAUACGAGUCUAUGGAAAUUCCUCUAAACAGAGACGAUAUAGCCCAAACAACGGAUUUCUCUUUCAACUUUUAUCCAAAUACUGUCCAUCAUCCUUCUCAGAUUUGGUUAUUAAUUUUAGCGUCGAUUGUUCACCUUAUUGGUAACAUCGGUAAUUCUAUUUGGGUGGAUAGUGGUUUAGCGUAA